AUGGAACACGAAAUAUCUUCAGAAGGAAAAACUGACUUUACGGGAGAAAUUUCAGCGAUUGAAGAAGAAGCCUCUUCCAGGAGCGAUCUGACGAUGUCAGAUCCUAUGAGAAUCGGCACACGAAUUGUCUACAGUAGCCAAAUACCACCUCUUUCCGGACGCAAGAAAUUCACCUGCGAAGUAGUUGAAAAUCAGUCUGAACUUCCUGAGCAAUUACAAGACGACGAAAUUUAUAUAAGUUUUUUUCUUGUUUUUUGGAGUUUACGAUUGACUUAA
Oikopleura dioica is the source of this 276-nucleotide messenger RNA. Lineage: Eukaryota; Metazoa; Chordata; Appendicularia; Copelata; Oikopleuridae. The record is from the annotation of a GenBank genome assembly.